Molecule: messenger RNA, 1543 nt
Organism: Linum tenue
Lineage: Eukaryota; Viridiplantae; Streptophyta; Magnoliopsida; Malpighiales; Linaceae
Source: the annotation of a GenBank genome assembly
GAAGAAGGGAAAAAAACGGUGGAGAACGCAGACUUGAAGCUAGAGAGAGAAAAGAUGAAGGUUACUUGGAACAAGGAGAAGGUGAACAAGAAACGCCCUUUGGCAGCCAUUUCCAAAUCCCAAAAUCUUCCUUUCGACAAAGAUGACGACGAAGCCAUCAGCCACAGCAACGACGACGCUGGCGGCCAGGACAAGCAACCGGGAGUCGCUGCUGGGGAGCCUUUGAAUUCAGAAUCCAAUAUUCAACUCAGCGAGUCGUUUCAAGCUCAGGGAGACAAGUUAGCCGAGGAGGGAAAAUACAGAGAAGCACUAGGGAAAUGGGAGGCUGCAAUCAAUUUGAUGCCUGAGAAUGCAGUCCUGCAUGAGCAGAAGGCACAAGUUUUACUUGAAGUUGGAGAUGCUUGGAGCUCGCUCAAGGCAGCAACUCGUAUGACCUUUGCUUUCCACUAUCUCCUUUCAGGCUUAUUUCGGGUUCGGUCAUGUUAACGGAACAAGUUCUCCUCCCUUGCAUGGUGUUACAGGAACCUACAGUGUUUAUAUAGCAGUUCUUUCCUGAACAUUUACCCUUCAGAACCUUAAUAUAGUUGCUUGAAUUGUUAUUGGUAGGAGCCACCGAGUUGAGACCAUCUUGGGCUGAGGUAUGACAGUAAUACACUACAUCAAUUUCUCUUGUAUAUAUAGGUUACAUAUUAACUUAUCUGGUGGGAAGUAGAUCAAAUAGAUUUCUCAGAAUGCAUGUGAAGUUUAAACUAGAUGGCCAUCAGUGCUAUCAGAUCUCUUGUCAUGUAGUGUUCCCUAAAAAUCUGCAUGUUGAGUGUUUUGGGUUUCUGCCAAAAAACUCUGGUGAACGCAAUUUUUGUUUGACCUAGAACCCUUUGGGUGGAGAUGCAUAUGAUAUAUGCAUUUGUAGCUAAAUCCAUGCAGUGCACAGAGUUUACAUUUUGUUCGGUUCCGAAGGGUAUUUCAAGUGAGGAAGUUAAUACCGGGAAACUAAAGAUGCCAAGCUGAUGGUUUACAGUCUGUUUCCAGGCAUGGGUAACCCUUGGCAGAGCACAGUUAAACUUUGGGGAACCUGAUAGUGCAAUUGACAGCUUUGACAGAGCACUAGCUAUCAAGGUAUAGCCAUCUUGCUUGAGCUCUGUAAAUAUUUGUCGUGCUUGAACAGUCUAUCCGCUUCUCAUUUUAUAAGGUUCCGUUCUUGGAACUCUUUUAAGUCUUAAGCAUUAAAAUCACGUUCUUGAGCAAAAUAACAAUUGCAGAAAUGUCAUUUUCAAUAGCUUUAAUUUGAUUGCCCUUUGUACAGCCUGAUUUUAAGGAAGCUGAAGUUGACAGACGUGCUGCAUCACAGCUGGUGAGGAAACGACUGCAACUUCACUCUGCUACUUCGAGUGUUAGCACAAGCCGCUACGUUGUCCAGGACAAGACAGUUGACUCUGAGUCUGGAGAGGGAGUUCUCGAGCACUAGCUUAGUUUUUGGGUUUCACUUCGAUCAUACCUUCCUGUUUCGAAAUGGUAACAGACUUUCUUAGAGGGCAGGAGCCAG